CAACCACCACAUCGCAAUCGUUGCGCUGUCUGCUGCAACCACACUCUUCACUCUUCCACACCGCAGCAAGCAACAAUGAGCGGACUGAGCCGAGUCAACCGCCGCCUCGACGCCGACAGACCAACAGGCACGCCGAGCCCCGUGCUCCUCCCUCCGAGCGGGCGCGGCUCCCCAGCUGGGCCCGGCGCGGGCUUUGCCCCGGCGCAGCCGUACGGCGGGGGUCCAGGAUCCGGCUUCGCCGCCCCGCAGGGCCGCAGCAGCCCGUUCCCGCGCCCCGGCUCAAGCGCGAGCGCGUACUCCGAGUCGCCGUUCGGCGGGGGCAUGUCCUCGGGCGGUGCCGGCGGCGCGGGGUACACGCGCACGGCGUACGAGCUCGAGCAGCACAACGACGACCGGCUAGGCGGGCUGCUUGGCAAGGUGGACAUUUUGAAGAAUCUCACUGUCGGCAUUGGCAAGGAGGUGCGCGAUGGCAACCUCGAGCUUGCGGGCAUGAACGACACGUUUGGAUCCACGGGCAACCUCCUCAGCGGGACGUGGAAGCGCAUGACCAAGAUGGCCAAGCGACAGGGCUCAAACUGGUGCUGGUUCAUGGGCUUCCUCCUCAUCGUCCUCUGGAUCUUUAUCAUUGUCUGGUUCUUGAGGCGGUAGCAAGGCUGCACACACGCCUCACAUUCUCACCGCCACUACCCCUCACCGUACCUCUGUACACUACAUGCAUACCUAAUCAUCGUGUG
This is a messenger RNA of Vanrija pseudolonga, 734 nucleotides long. It is a transcript of the gene bet1, whose product is annotated as Protein transport protein bet1. Bases 76 to 648 code for a protein of 190 amino acids. NCBI's taxonomy places the organism in Eukaryota, Fungi, Basidiomycota, Tremellomycetes, Trichosporonales, Trichosporonaceae. Gene Ontology annotation, biological process: endoplasmic reticulum to Golgi vesicle-mediated transport. The record is from RefSeq and is a predicted model, not a curated record. The transcript is spliced from 4 exons.